GUUGUUGCGCUGCAUUAGACAGCCGUUGUCAGGACCCAAAGCCAAAUCAGACAGUGAAGGCGUGCUGAGCAACAACAUUUCUUUCACCCUUUACGGAGCAUCCGCACAAGUUAAUUUAAUAAUGAUCAAUGUGUUACUCAAAAGCAAGGUUUACUGAGCUUAUAUCGACGCGAUUUGUGUAAUAUGGCUACUACUGAGAAUGCAGAGUCGGGGUCACCAGAAAAUAGAGUGGAUCGGGCCGACCCAGAUGCAAAGUACCCACUGAAAGUUCUCUAUUGUGGAGUGUGUUCUCUGCCAGUAGAGUACUGCGAGUACAUGCCUGAGCCGGCUAAAUGCAAACAGUGGCUUGAGAAGAACUUUCCUGAUGUGUUUGCUAAACUGACUCUGGCACCCAAGAAGGAAACAACAGGAGGAGGAGGAGGAGGAGGAGGAGGAGAGGCACCCGCUGUGGGAGAGGAAGAGGAGAAGAAGAAACAGAAGAGAGGUUAAACAUUAUUCUUUUACAUUUAACAUCUAUAAAUGAAAAUGAUUUGGAUUGGUG
Carassius auratus (goldfish) is the source of this 541-nucleotide messenger RNA. RefSeq names its product density-regulated protein-like. Gene Ontology annotation, molecular function: mRNA binding. The transcript is spliced from 5 exons. The coding region runs from base 184 to 489 and encodes 101 amino acids. The record is from RefSeq and is a predicted model, not a curated record. Lineage: Eukaryota; Metazoa; Chordata; Actinopteri; Cypriniformes; Cyprinidae. Gene Ontology annotation, biological process: translation reinitiation; formation of translation preinitiation complex.